Molecule: messenger RNA, 1347 nt
Organism: Triplophysa rosa
Lineage: Eukaryota; Metazoa; Chordata; Actinopteri; Cypriniformes; Nemacheilidae
Gene: snrnp40
Product: small nuclear ribonucleoprotein 40 (U5)
Exons: 10
Coding region: 131-1174 (347 amino acids)
Cellular component (GO): catalytic step 2 spliceosome
Molecular function (GO): RNA binding; protein binding
Source: RefSeq, a predicted model, not a curated record
UGCGUUGCCGGAUGUGUUUUCUUCGGCGAGCGUGUUGGUGGUGGUGGGCAGCUUGAAAACUCAUUCAUUAGAAAGGAAAUAAUUUUGAUCUGCUUUCUAGUAUUGGCGGAAUUUGAGUGUUUUUACAACCAUGAUCGAACCGAAGAAGCGAGCGGCUGAUAUGGCAGUUGUUCCGGCCGGUGUGAAGAGACCACGGACCGAGCUGGUGGCCGCAGCGCAGUCCCAGCAGCUCUCUGCUAUGGGCCCCCCACGAAGCUCCAGUCUGCAUGCUCCUAUAAUGUUGCUCUCUGGUCAUGAUGGAGAAGUUUAUGGCUGCAAGUUUCAUCCCAAUGGAGCUACGUUAGCAUCCUCAGGAUUUGACCGCCUCAUCUUGUUAUGGAACGUAUAUGGAGACUGUGAGAAUUACGCUACACUUAAAGGCCACACUGGAGCUGUGAUGGAGCUGCAUUACAACACAGAUGGAAGUCUGCUCUUUUCAGCUAGUACGGAUAAGACGGUGUGUGUGUGGGACAGUGAAACAGGGGAGCGUGUGAAGCGUCUGAAAGGUCACACGUCCUUUGUGAACUCAUGUUUUCCUGCACGGCGCGGCCCACAGCUGGCCUGCACAGGCAGUGAUGAUGGAACUGUGAAGUUGUGGGACAUCAGGAAGAAGGCCUCUGUUCACACAUUCCAGAACACCUAUCAAGUUCUUAGUGUGACAUUCAAUGACACCAGUGACCAGGUCAUCUCAGGAGGCAUAGACAAUGACAUCAAGGUGUGGGACCUGAGGCAAAACAAACUGAUUUACAGUAUGCAGGGUCAUGGAGACUCUGUUACAGGUCUCAGUCUCAGCUCAGAUGGGUCUUACUUGCUUUCCAAUUCAAUGGACAACAGCGUGCGUGUCUGGGAUAUCCGUCCAUUUGCACCAAAAGAGAGGUGUGUGAAGAUCUUUCAGGGAAAUGUCCAUAACUUUGAGAAGAAUCUUCUCAGAUGCUCAUGGUCUCCUGAUGGCAGUAAGAUUGCUGCAGGUUCUGCUGACAGGUUUGUGUAUAUUUGGGACACAACAUCCCGCAGGAUCUUGUAUAAACUCCCUGGUCAUGCUGGAUCUGUCAACGAGGUGGUUUUUCAUCCAGAAGAACCCAUUGUGCUUUCUGGAUCCAGUGAUAAGCGCCUUUACAUCGGAGAGAUUCAAUAACUCUGUGUGUGUGUGUUUGUGUGUGUCUGCGUCUGAAUGGGAGUGAGAAGCUGAGUUGUGAGAAAUGUAAUUUUCAAUUGGCAAAUGAUAUUUAGUUGGAAAAAUGAUGAUCAGUUGGAGAAAAAUGUUAGACUUGAUUUUCUAUGCUUUUAAUAAACAUCUUUUCUGAAGAA